UAGCGAAAACGCCGUGAUCACACUCACCAGUCAUUUACGAUCGUUCGAUUGUACUUAUUUAUUUGAAAUAUUCAAACCAACACAAAACCACACCAAUAAAAUGGCCGCUAAGUUAUUCAUCUUCGCCGCUUGCGUGGCCACCGCCUUCGCUCAAUACUCCGCUCCAGCCUACAAACCAGCUUACCCGGCUGCAGCUUACCCAGCACCCGCCUACGCCGCACCAGCGUACUCAGCACCGAAAGCCUACGCUCCAGAGCCCGCUUACCCACCGAAGCCAUACAACUUCGAAUACAGCGUAAACGACCCAUCCACCUACGACGUCAAGAGCCAAUCCGAAUACGCCGACGCCAACGGUUACGUCAAGGGAUCCUACAGCCUUUUGGAAGCCGACGGUUCCACCCGUGUCGUCGAAUACACCGCCGACAACUACGGAUUCAACGCUGAGGUCAAGAAAAUCGAAGGAUCAGGAUACAAGGCCGCCCCAUACAGCGCACCCGCCUACAAAGCCGCCCCGGCCUACAAGCCCGCUUACGCCGCCCCGGCUUACCCGGCACCCGCUGCCUACCCGGCACCCGCAGCCUACCCGGCACCAGCUUACUCCGCACCGGCCUACAAACCAGCCCCGUACAAGGCGUACAUACUGCGAACACCGUCCACACAGGCAUCAUUUACCGAUCUCGUCUACGGUACACGAAGUACUCCGGUUUCAAUAAAACACAAAACAAACAACAAAAUGGCAACCAAGAUGAUCAUUUUCGCCGCCUGCGUGGCCACCGCACUCGCCCAGUACUCCGCCCCGGCCUACAAACCAGCCUACCCAGCACCCGCAUACCCAGCAGCCGCUUACGCCGCACCAAAGGCCUACGCUCCGGAACCCGCCUACCCACCGACCCCGUACAACUUCGAGUACUCCGUAAACGACCCGUCCACAUACGACGUCAAGAGCCAGUCCGAGUACAGCGACGGCAACGGCAACGUCAAGGGAUCGUACAGCCUGGUCGAAGCCGACGGAUCCACCCGUGUGGUCGAGUAUACCGCCGACGACUACAACGGUUUCAACGCCGAAGUGAAGAAAAUCGAGGGAGGAUACAAGGCCCCGUACAGCGCACCAGCCUACAAAGCGGCCCCGGCCUACAAACCCGCUUACGCCGCCCCGGCCUACCCGGCACCCGCUUACCAAGCACCGGCCUACAAGCCAGCCCCGUACAAGGCGUACUGAUUCUUCUGACCCGCCCCACGGCUCGAACGGCCGCCGAACACCGCAGCUGAGCGUCCGACCCACGACCGACGGACUCGCGCUGCUGCACCUACACGCAAAGCUCGUCGUGCACACUAUUUAUUGACGUCCUAUUGUACAUUAUAACUCGUGUACCUAUCAUAUGUAAAUAAUAUACAGUUCGAUAUCAUCA
Sipha flava (yellow sugarcane aphid) is the source of this 1409-nucleotide messenger RNA. RefSeq names its product adhesive plaque matrix protein-like. The transcript is spliced from 4 exons. Bases 101 to 1219 code for a protein of 372 amino acids. The record is from RefSeq and is a predicted model, not a curated record. Lineage: Eukaryota; Metazoa; Arthropoda; Insecta; Hemiptera; Aphididae. Gene Ontology annotation, cellular component: extracellular matrix.